AUGAAUCAAUCCGAAUCACGAAAUAUUCAACGUCGUCUCUUAUUCGAACCUUCUCAAUAUCAGGUUAUACGAAAUGAAUCUCAAAAGGGUCCUUUGUGGUGGAGAGCAUUUGGCUUUCCAGCCAAAAUAGAUGAUAAAGGAGAAUUUCAAAGAAUUGAAGGAUUCAUUAGUUGUCUUAAAUGUAAAAAUACACAAAUUCACAACAAAUCAAGUGGAACCAAACGUUAUAAAGAACAUGCUGAUAAAUGUUAUCCAAUAAUAAAUGAAACAGUCAUAUCUUCUUCUUCAUCAUCAUCAUCGUCAUCAUCAUCAAUCGAUUUAACAUCUUCAUCAUCAUCAAUUGAUUUAACAUCUUCAUCAUCAUCAAUUACUAUAUCUUCCUCGCCAUCAUCAGAUGUAUCCAUACAACCGACUCUACAUCAAAUGGGAUUCAUUAAACCUACAAAAGUCAGCGAAAAAGAUGUAAAAAAAGUCAAAGAUUUAUCAGUUCAAUGGGUUUGUGGUAAUAUCCGGCCUUUCAGCGUAUUAAGUGACGAAGGUUUUAGACAUUUAGCACAAGAAUGUGUUCGACUUGGUUCUUUGUAUGGCAUGUUCGACAUUAAUGAUGUUUUACGUUGUGACAAAACAAUAUCGCGACACGUUGUUACAUUUGCUGAUGCUGAACGUGAAAAACUGAAAGAGCUGUUAUCUAUUCCUUUACAGCAGCAUUCAUUGACAAUAUGCCCAGACUUUUGGACUGAUCCAUAUCGAAAAAUCUCUUAUUCAGGUAUUACUAUUAUCAUGGUCGAUGAUAAAUGUAAUUUUAACUCGAUCGAUCUAUUUUGUAAACCGUUUGAAUACAAAACCAAGUCAGCUGAAAACGUUUCUCUUCUCAACUGCUUGAACUUUCUCGGUAUUGAUUCGUUAUCUGAUGUUAAUAUUGUGUGUGAUCGUGGUAGUAAUUUCGUGUGUGCUUUUGAAAACUUCGAACCAUUGUUCUGCUAUGGUCAUCGACUGAACAAUAUUGUUAAAAUAACGUUUUUCCAAAACAAGAGCAAAAAAAAACACUUUAAAAAGAGCGACUCAACAAAUACAAUUGAUACAAGUCAGCUUGCAUUAUUAAAAGUCGAGGAUGAUAAUCAUAAUGAAACUCAAGAAUCUUCAACAGAAGACAGUGAAGUAUCAACUGAUAAUGACUGUGACAACGAUAUGACUCUUUUAGUUGCUAAAAAAACGAAAAAACCCAUUAAAAAAUCUACAUCAUCAAAAAAUGAUUCAUUAGCUCAAAUAAAAAUUACAAUAGAUCAAAUUCCAUCAUCAGCCAAACACGCAGGUAUAAAUAACGAUAUCAAAGAAGAAGAUGGUAUUACCUUGCAUCAAUCGUGCAUUGUCAGAUGGUUGUCGAUGUCAAAUCUGUUAGAAAGCAUAUCAACAUCAUUCAAGGCAACCAAACGAUUGUUAUUAUCCAGAAAUCAAUAUUCUUUAGUGAGCGAUUUGGAUUUACCGACAAUAAAACAAUUGGUUCUUGUUUUAAAGCCGUUAAAACAUGUAACGAGCCUCGUCCAGACCGGAAAUUCGCCAUCGUUGCAUAUGGUUUUGUUAUGUAAUUUAUCUUUAAAACAUGCUUUAUCAUCGCACCAAUCAUUACUCGAUUAUGUUAACAAACAUUGCAACUCAAAGAGUAACACACUUCAUAACAAUGAAAUUGAAGAAAACGAAGACUAUGAAUUAGAAGGAAUCAAAUGGUUCAGAGAAAGGUUUUUGAUUCUGAUUGAUGAACUUUUUUGUUUGGAUGUACGCCAUUAUUGUGCGACAUUGUUAAAUCCAAAAUAUAAGCUGUUAAAAUUUUGUACGAAGGACGAACGAACUCGUUGUCAUGAAUAUAUUCGACAGCAGUUGAAAAUUUUAACUGAUGCCGGUACAACUGCUAAAUCAUAUAAAACUCCAUCUGAACCGCAGCAAAAGGUAUUCAAAACAGCUGAUACUAUAUUUGCGUGUUUCGAGGAUGAUUACUCAAAUGAUGAAGUACAAAAUGAUCUUCAAGAUUCUCCAUAUGAAAGUGAUGAAUAUGAAUUUAAUACAGUACAGUUCGAUGAAUUAGAUCGAUAUUUAAUUCUAAAUAUUGACAAGGUUUCGUUGACGAAUAAUCCAUUAGAUUUUUGGAGAAACCAUACAAUGCAAUUUCCAUUAUUAUCCAAGUUAGCAAAACGUGUCUUUUCAAUACCUGCAACGUCGUGCGGCGUAGAGCGUCAAUUUUCUAGUGCAGGUUUAAUUGUAAAUCAACGAAGAACAAACAUCAAUCCCGAACAUAUUCAAGAUAUUCUAUUUAUAAGAUCGUUACAGAAACUAAAAUAA
Rotaria socialis is the source of this 2334-nucleotide messenger RNA. The record is from the annotation of a GenBank genome assembly. Lineage: Eukaryota; Metazoa; Rotifera; Eurotatoria; Philodinida; Philodinidae.